Molecule: messenger RNA, 3251 nt
Organism: Erythranthe guttata (spotted monkey flower)
Lineage: Eukaryota; Viridiplantae; Streptophyta; Magnoliopsida; Lamiales; Phrymaceae
Biological process (GO): lipid metabolic process
Source: RefSeq, a predicted model, not a curated record
UAAGUUAUUCGUAAACUUCCCUUUCUCUCUGUCACUUUCUGCUUCUCCCGCCGCUAAUCGCGCAUAUUCCCUCACGCGCCGCCACCCAAGAUCAACGGAUCCUCUUUCAAUUGCGUGACCGCUUCAACUUCAACCGUCAAUUCUCCGGCCAAAUUAAGUGGAAAAGCCCCAUUUCCAGAAUUUCUCUGGCGAAGGGGCUGCUAAAGCAAAGAAUCUACAAUUAGUCGAAAAAGCAAAUGCUUUAAUUUCUUUCCCUUUUGAAAACCAAAAUUCGACCCCUAUAAAAAUUUCCGUUUGUGAAAUCGAAGGGAUGCUAGUUUACAGCGUGUAUAAAUGUCAGUUAUACUCGAGCGUCUGAAAUUAAUGAUACAUGGAUUUCAUAAAUCAUCAUCAAUGAGCCCGAAGAGAUUGGACGGUCCAGAUGAUGCGAGGCCCUUGCCUUACCUAAACCUUUCUCAGCCCGACACUCUUAAAAAUAACCGUGAAGUAUUUGUACUGCCGAUGUUGGAGGCUGUACACGAGGUUUCCAUUUAUAUUCACCGAUUUCACAACCUUGACUUGUUUCAACAAGGAUGGUAUCAACUUAAGAUUACGAUUAGGUGGGAGGAUGGUGAUUCUGGUUCGUUUGGAACGCCAGCUAGAGUUGUUCAAUAUGAAGCUCCUGAUUUGGGUUCGGAGGAUAUAUAUGGGGUCUGGAGAAUUGACGACGUAGACCAUAGCUUUUCAACACAGCCUUUUCGAAUCAGAUAUGCAAGACAGGAUAUUCUUUUGGCAAUGAUGGUCUCUUUCAAUUUAUCUCUUAAUAAAUUUGAGAAUCCAUCCACUUCUGCUGUUAUUCUGAAGUUUGAGCUGUUGUACGCUCCCGUUUUAGAGAAUAGGUAUAGUGUUCAGGCUUGUUUGGAUACAUGCCCAUCUGCAAUCCACGAAUUUCGUCUCUCUCCUAAAGCUCUUUUGGGUUUGCACGCCUAUUGUCCCGUUCAUUUUGAUGCUUUCCAUGCUGUCGUGGUCGAUACAAGCGUACACGUCAGCAUGCUGAAAAGUGGGGUCCGCAUUUCCUCUGUGAAGGCACUCAGUGAUCCUCGAGCUAGCGACGAUGAUUUUGUUGGAGAGAAUGAUGAAUCAAAGCAAGUUAUGCUUGUGAAAGCAUUAUCUAGUGCUCGAGACAUACUUGUGGAAGAGCUACAAAAGCUGAGCAAGGGUAUCAAUCAACCAAUUGAUAUGAAAGAUAUUGCUUCCGAUAAAUUGGCUGGUUUCAGUCCAAGAUCAGAUGAGGGUAUUUCCGAUAUUUCACCAUCGAAGAAACCAAACGGUGAAGUUGAUUCUCAACAUGAUGGUUCUCUCCAUUUAUUGUCCGAGGAUAAUCUACACAAGUCGUUCGAUUUGAUUGGCGGUCAAGUGUUUUACUUAUGGAGUACAUUUCUAAAUUUUCACAGGGCUAACAAAACGAAGAUUCUUGAAUUUCUUUGCAAUCAGUGGGCUGUCGAUCGGAAAGCUGAAUGGUCAAUCUGGAUGGUUCAUACCAAGGUUGAGAUGCCCCAUCCUUAUAUAAGCGGUGUGGUCGAUGAUUCCUCUAACCAUGGUUUACGGGGUAGAGGAUUCAAUCUACGAAAGUUAACAGCCGAUCCUGCACAGACUGCAGCUAUGCGAGCAGAGCUUCAUAGGAGAAGUAUCGCCCAAAUGAGGAUAAACAAUCGUUUUAUUCAAGACUUGCAUAUAUUUGGAGACCCAUCGAGCAUCCCUAUUGUAAUUGUGGAACGAGUUGUCAAUGCACCUGUACGUACAACCAGUGGGAAUUCUUACUUUAGCCAGCUGGACCAGAAAGAUAUACAAAACGUGAUAGCUGACGUGGACUCUAAACCCUCAAACAAGUUAUCUGGCGAAACUCGUCAAAAUGGUCGUGUUCUGAAGAUUGUAGUCUUUGUCCAUGGAUUCCAGGGACAUCAUCUGGACUUACGGCUUGUCCGAAACCAAUGGCUUCUAAUAGACCCAAAAGCGGAGUGUCUUAUGUCAGAAGCGAAUGAAGAGAAAACGUCUGGCGAUUUUAGAGAAAUGGGACAAAGGCUCGCAAAAGAAGUCGUUUCUUUCGUUAAAAAGAAAAUGGACAAGGCUUCUCGAUCCGGGGUCUUGAGAACAAUUAAGCUCAGUUUUGUCGGACAUUCAAUCGGAAACAUCAUUUUACGAACUGCACUAACAGACAGCAUUAUGGAACCGUAUCUGAGAUAUCUGCAUACGUAUCUGUCAGUGUCGGGCCCACAUCUAGGUUAUCUUUAUAGUUCGAACUCGUUGUUUAAUGGGGGUUUGUGGGUGCUGAAGAAGCUCAAGGGUACUCAGUGUAUUCAUCAGCUGACAUUUACUGAUGAUCCUGAUCUGCACAAUACUUUCUUGUACAACUUGUGUAAGCAAAAAACAUUGGAGAAUUUCAGAAAUAUUAUUCUGUUAUCUUCACCCCAGGAUGGCUAUGUACCAUACCAUUCCGCUAGAAUCGAAACAUGCCACGCAUCUUCAUCAGACACCUCGAAAAAGGGCAAAGUAUUUCUCGAGAUGCUAAACGAAUGCUUGGACCAAAUACGCGCACCUUCCUCCGAACACCGUGUGUUCAUGCGUUGCGACAUCAAUUUCGACAUUUCAUUACAAGGAAGAAACCUCAACACCAUCAUCGGACGAGCUGCGCAUAUCGAGUUCCUCGAAUCAGACAUCUUUGCAAAGUUCAUAAUGUGGUCCUUCCCAGAUUUGUUCCGCUGAUUUGCAGGAUUAUUAAUAACGAUUUUCUCCUGUCUGAAUGGAAAUCUAUGCUCAAAUGAUCGAGACUGCAUUAAAGCGCCAUCCAGCCUCCAUUUUUUUUUACGUGAGGGCCCUCGGUAUUUUCAGGUAGUGUAUAUUAUUUUCUGUAACAUCUUAUAUAUUAUUAUUAUAUUAAAAUCCUUAGAUUUGUUUAGAUUAAUCUCGACCAUUAAUUGUAUCAUAGACUAGAACUCGUGAGGACGAUAUUUACGUAAAGCUCUAUUACGUAAGGGGGUUUUCUGUACCAUAAUACGGCUAGUAGUCGGUUGAUGUGCAGUAGUAUUAUUAUUAUUUUUAUUUUAUUUUAUUUUUUUCUGGACAGAAUAUCCUUUUCUUUGUAAUGAAAUUAGUCAGUUGCAGUUCGACAAUUCGCCAUUUGAACUUGUGAUUUAGCUCGAGUAGUCGGAAUUUACUCUGUGAAAUGAGGUGGCAAAGUUAAAUCUAAUUUUAUGUGGCAGUGUGGUUUGAGU